GGCCUACCGGGUUCACCACGAAACGUCCUUGUUGAUUCGUUGUCAUGGUGAGGCUACAUGACACACCUCUAAUCGGCAGAUUUAUUACUCCUAUGGUUUGAAUGACUUGCCCGUGAAAAAAAUACGUUAUAUACAAAGUAUGUAUAACAAAUGAACAUUGACGCGUCUAGCGUUUGAUCAGAUAAAAAAUUGCGUAAUGGUUCACAAUACACUGGGUUUUUGUUUGAGAUCAGAACACCUACUUCAGAAUAUAUACGUAUACUGGCCUCUGCUCGGUAAAAAGACAUUUUAAUUUGUACUAGGAAACUAGUACUAUUAAAAAAUAGUUCAAGACUUUGAGUUGUGGAUUGUGUUAGCGGUUGAACGUCUGUAUUAGCAGACUUUAUUUUAUAUAUACUUGAGAAAAGAAAAUUCGUUCAGUCGGCUAUCUAGGCCUAAUACGGAAAGGAAAGUUUGGGUUGUUUUUGUUGGGCUUUUGUUGUUUCUGGUUAAAUGGUCUGAACUGUUGAAAAUAUGGCUGGUGACGAAGAGAACAGAAAAUUCGACAAACCGAUACUGCCUAAUGGAAACAAACUUAACAGUAUGUUUUGUGUCCAGGACGAAGACGGAGUGUUCCCGGAAAUACCAACGAUCAAAUCUCGUCAAGUGUCCACUCGCAAAAGAAAGGUCAUCAUCACCGGGUCGAACAGGCAGGUCACGAAGACUCCAAAGGAAUCUCUGGUGACUGCCUUCGAAGAGUUCACCACAGACACGGCAAAAGUCAUGAUGUUUUUAAAGAAGAAAGUUCGAGGACGAAAGAGAGAAAAAGAAACUGAGGUGAAAGAGAUUCACAUCACGCCGAUAGAAGAUGAAAGUAAAUGGGGUCAUAGACCAGUCAACAGUGCGACCAGCAGAACGAGUACCGGCACGGCGUACUCUUCCGGCAGUACCAGAAGUAAGGAAGAUGGGAUAGAAGUCGUACACGACAUGGCCAACGACGAUCCUUCUCUUCGGUGACGUCAUCAAGGAAUAUUAAUAAACGAUUUGGUGCUAUUAAUUAGUUUUUAUGUAGAUUUGAUAUUAAUUGUUAUAUUAUAAUAAACUUACUGUAAAUUACACGCAGUUUAAAGGGACAUUCCUGAAUUUGCUGCAAUUUUUAAGAUGUCAUU
Molecule: messenger RNA, 1148 nt
Organism: Gigantopelta aegis
Lineage: Eukaryota; Metazoa; Mollusca; Gastropoda; Neomphalida; Peltospiridae
Exons: 3
Coding region: 514-996 (160 amino acids)
Source: RefSeq, a predicted model, not a curated record